This is a messenger RNA of Anolis carolinensis (green anole), 4550 nucleotides long. RefSeq names its product melatonin receptor 1B (gene mtnr1b). Lineage: Eukaryota; Metazoa; Chordata; Lepidosauria; Squamata; Anolidae. The record is from RefSeq and is a predicted model, not a curated record. Gene Ontology annotation, cellular component: plasma membrane. Gene Ontology annotation, molecular function: melatonin receptor activity. The transcript is spliced from 2 exons. Bases 113 to 1222 code for a protein of 369 amino acids. Gene Ontology annotation, biological process: G protein-coupled receptor signaling pathway.
CGGAGCACGAGUGGCGGGCAGUGCGUGGAGGCAGCGGCGCUCCCGGGACGAAGCGGCGAAGGGCAACUUCGGAGGCGCCUCACCUUUCCAUGCGAGGGCGGAGCGGAGGAAGAUGCUGGAGAAUGGCUCCCUGAGGAACUGCUGCGGCUUCACGGCGGGGCGAGCGGGCUUCGGCGCGGCUGUGGCGGCGGCUUCGGAGGUCGCCACGGCGGCGGGCGGGGCGGCUCCUCGUCCGGGCUGGGUGGCCCCGGCGCUGUCCGGAGUGCUGAUCUUCACCACCGUGGUCGACAUCGUCGGCAACCUGCUCGUCAUCCUCUCCGUGUUCAAGAACCGCAAGCUCAGGAAUUCAGGUAAUGCAUUUGUGGUCAGCCUUGCCUUGGCCGACUUAGUGGUGGCCUUGUACCCAUACCCCUUAGUCCUCACAGCCAUUUUCCACAAUGGCUGGACCAUGGGGGAUACGCACUGCAAAGUAAGUGGAUUUGUCAUGGGCCUGAGCGUCAUUGGUUCCAUCUUCAACAUCACCGCCAUUGCAAUAAACAGAUACUGCUACAUAUGCCACAAUUUUGCAUACGACAAAGUGUACAGCUGGUGCAACACCAUGCUUUUUGUCUGCCUGGUCUGGGUGCUGACAGUCAUUGCAACGGUGCCAAAUUUUUUCGUUGGCUCUCUCAAGUACGACCAGCGCAUCUAUUCAUGCACAUUCACCCAAACGGCUAGCCCCUAUUAUACCAUUGCGGUCGUCGUCAUCCAUUUCAUCCUCCCCAUCACCAUCGUGAGCUUCUGCUACCUGCGAAUCUGGAUCCUGGUGAUCCAAGUAAGGAGGCGAGUCAAAUCGGAAAUCAAGCCAAGGCUGAAGCCGAGCGACUUCCGAAACUUUCUGACCAUGUUUGUCGUCUUUGUGAUCUUUGCCUUUUGCUGGGCACCCCUGAACUUCAUUGGACUGGCGGUAGCCAUUAACCCAUCGGAAAUAGCACCCAAAGUUCCCGAAUGGUUGUUUGUUGUGAGCUACUUCAUGGCCUACUUCAACAGUUGCCUUAACGCAAUAAUUUAUGGACUUCUCAACCAAAACUUUCGGAAGGAAUAUAAACGGAUUCUGCUGUCACUGUGGAUGCCGAGGCUGUUCUUUCAAGAAACAUCCAAAGGAGGAACUGAAGCCCAGAAGAGUAAACCCUCCCCUGCUUUAAACAAUAAUGACCAAAUGAAAACCGAUACCCUGAAAUAGAUGGAGGUGCCUCUGUGUACUGGCAUCAUGUAGGUUUUAAGGUUGUACACUUUGCUGCUGCUUUCCCUGAUCUAUGUGUUCCAUUUAAAUGACAUCCCAUGACAACUGGAAUCCAGUCUUUCCAGCAAAGUGCAUUUGUUUACAUGUUUAUAAUUUAAUAAAGGGGUACCAAUGUGAAGAAUUCAGAACUGAGGAGGAAGGAAAUAAAUCUAAUGUGUUUCUUUUAAAAAUAUAUUUGAAAGCCUGUCAUUGGACCUGGAUAUGCACACAGGACCUAUCAGUAUGUUGUCGUAUUUGCACAAACUAUGGCUCUCAGGAAGUGGAAUUUUUGCACUGUUUUUGUUGUUGUUGUUGUUUUAAGAACUGGGGUAUCGAUGGCUUGCCAAAAAUAUGUAUGUUUGAUUUUUGGUAAAAAGAUCAAUGAAAACUAUUUAAGCCAAAUGCUGGUGGUAUCUUGCAUAAAUGAUGGAAUGCUAAAGGCAUAGGAUGACAGAGAAGAUAUCUUUACUCCUAAGUAGUGGACUCAGGUCUCUCAGGAUCUAAACUCCAAGACCUUUUGAUUGACAGGAUGAAUAACAUCAUCCGUCUUCCUCCAAUUCUCUUGAAUUUAGCUACAAUACUCAUAGUAGGAAGAGCAGAAAGGAUUGUCCCAGAAUAAUGUGUCGUUAAAAGAUGUAUGUUUAUGUAUGUGAGUGUGUGUGUCCACACACAUGCAGAGACAGAGAAUUAGAGAAAUGGAGCAGUACAGCAUUUUUGGAUUCUUCUCGAGGUGUUUCUAUGGGUGUUGUCAUGCUUCCAACAUCUAUAAUCCAAAAUUUGACUUGCCCCUGCCAUUUUAUACAGCCUUUGAACCAUAACCCAGUUUUGUGAAUAAAGCUUACUUUCCUAAAUGGAAUAACAAAAUUCUGCAGAAGAUUUCUAAUUUUCCAUUGGCCAUUAAUUAAAUAUUAACAUGGCAUCUGGGGAACACAGUUUACUAUGUUUUCUUAAAAUAUAAAAUUACUGAGAUGAUCCCCAAUUCUCUGUCAGAUGGGAUGAUCUAGUUCUGCUCAUGAUCUAGAACAGUAGUUCUCAACCUGGGGGUCUCCAGAUGUUUUUGGCCUACAACUCCAAGAUAUGCCAACCAAUUUACCAGCUGUUAGGAUUUCUAGGAGUUGUAAUCAAAAAAAUCUGGGGACCCACAGGUUGAGAACCACUGAUCUAGAGUUUCCUUAGCAGGGGUGUGAAUAUUGGCUUAUUUUAUUAUCAUACAUGAGAUGUACAAAUUUCAGGUUUCCCCCUCUUUCCCAUGGAUGAUAAUAUGAGAAUAUUUUUUUUUCAUUCUGGGGACUUUUUGCAACAAAAAAAAAAGACCUCUUCCAAUUUAAUGUGUAAUGAAACCACAGAAUGCCCUCACUCCUGAGACAAAACUGUUACAGUAGAGUCUGGCUUAUCCAACAUAAACGGGCCGGCAGAAUGUUGGAUAAGCGAAUAUGUUGGAUAAUAAGGAGAGAUUAAGGAAAAGCCUAUUAAACAUCAAAUUAGGUUAUGGUUUUACAAAUUAAGCACCAAAACAUCAUGUUAUACAACAAAUUUGACAGAAAAAGUAGUUCAAUACACAGUAAUGCUAUGUAGUAAUUACUGUAUUUACUAAUUUAGCACUAAAAUAUCACGAUGUAUUGAAAACAUUCACUACAAAAAUGUGUUGGAUAAUCCAGAACGUUGGAUAAGCGAGUGUUGGAUAAGUGAGACUCUACUGUAUUUGCAAUGUCUCAAGUGUACAAAUACAAAUACUCUUUAUAUUCCAUGGAUUCAAUGGUCAAAUGUAAAGAAUAUCUGGUAAUGUGAGAGAUGUCAUUCUGACGAGCAUCAAUACUAAAAAAUGGUUUGUGCCUGUCUGUCGAGCAGCCAUCCAAAUGUCUAGUUGAGUGGAGCUGAAUUUUUUCUAUUGUGCUUUUUGGGCUGAAUAAUGCUUCUUCUCAUUGCAGUACUUUGGAUUUCAAAUAGUUUAAGUGCACAGCUGGAUACUUUUUGGCUCAUCCGACCUUCCUGGGAAGUACGUAGAAGUCCCAGUGGAUGACAGUGUCAUUGUGCAUCUGACUAUCGGGGAUUAGCCAAAUCCUUCUCAGCUGCUUCUUCUCUCUCUUGGUGGGAAGGAGGAAGGUGACUCCUGAAGGAGAGGAGGUGGAAGAUGGAAAGCAGAGUGAAUAAUAUGCCAUCAUUCUUGUAGGAUCUCAACUUUCUUUAUCUUGUUCAUGACCUUGUUCUCUAAUAAAAAUGGGCAGAUCACACUUUUCCCAGCUGGUGUCCAUUUCAGAUGUGCUCACUGUUGUUGCUGUGUGACAUCAAGUUGUUUCCAACAUAUGGCAACCUUGAGGAGCACCUAUCUUGGCAAGAUUUGUUCAGAGGACGAUUGCCUCCUCUGACGCUGAGGCCCCUUCUACACUGCCAUAUAAAAUCCACAUUAUCUGCUUUGAACUGGAUAAUAUGGCAGUGUAGACUAAAAUAAUCCAGUUCAAAUCAAAUAAUGUGGAGUUUCUGCUUUGAUUAUCUGGAUUAUCUGGCAGUGUAGAAGGGGACUGAGUUUAUCUGAAUUGCCCAAAGUUUCCAUGGAUGAGCAGAGAUUCAAACUGUUCUUAGGGUUGCAGUCCAAUCCUCAAACCACUCCACCACCUUGACUUCUCAUGCACUCAUUAUGCAUUUUCUAUUGUUUUAUUAAUCUAUGGGUUUUCAAACCCACAUGAAGAUACAUUUAAAUACAUGUUUUGUGUAUAUUUUCUCAAAGAAGAUAUCAUAGAAGUUUGCAUAUUUUAUUCAAUAGGCAUCAUUAAAUAUUUUUGAUACUCUUUGCAGCCAAAAACUGCUCGGCAAAGUUUGGGGAAGUUCAACUGUGUUCUGAUUUGCACAUUUAUCCAGAAAAUGCAGAUCAUAUGGAUUCACAUUACAAAGAUCAAAUUCUUCAAGCAUUCCUAUUCUCAAACCGCCUUGACCUUUCAUUAUAUAAAAGCUGUAAAUGAAAGAGAAAAUUAUUUCUGAUACAUCGAAGGGGGGAAAUGCUAUUUUACUCAUUUUUGACAAAGGUUUUAUAUCUUUUAGUGUGAAUAAGAAACUCAGGAAGGAUGUACUAAUACUGUGUAAACUUUUUAAAGCAUAUUUAAGGAAAGAAGUAUGUCAUUUCUGAAGAUUUAAGGAUUUGAUAGUAGCAAUUUGUUUUAAUACUGGUGAUUUGGUAUUUCAGAGGGAGGGAAAAGCAACUGUGUUUGAUGUGUAUCUGUAAAAUAUUUGGAAGAAAAUCACACUUCAAGGACAGAAAAUGUCUCCUUUUAAAAUAACAAUUUUAUCAAACGUA